This is a messenger RNA of Polyodon spathula (Mississippi paddlefish), 1571 nucleotides long. RefSeq names its product akirin-2-like. The transcript is spliced from 5 exons. The record is from RefSeq and is a predicted model, not a curated record. Gene Ontology annotation, biological process: positive regulation of innate immune response; positive regulation of transcription by RNA polymerase II. Gene Ontology annotation, molecular function: transcription coregulator activity. Gene Ontology annotation, cellular component: nucleus; chromatin. Lineage: Eukaryota; Metazoa; Chordata; Actinopteri; Acipenseriformes; Polyodontidae. Bases 363 to 917 code for a protein of 184 amino acids.
GUUGAAGAAGCUUGACGUUAAUUUGACGCCAUAUUGAUUUGAAGGGGAAAUAAACGGGUUUAUUGAAGAGAGGUUUCAGUUUAAAUCCGUCAUCAUCGCUCAUUGUCGCACAGCCUGCAGCCCAAAAAACCACAGCUAGCAAAUCUACGGCGUUUGACUGUCAACAGCAUUUCAGUAGGAGGAGACGGAGGCUUGUAUAAGGGCGAAACAAACCCUGCAAUCUUGCUUGAGAACAGAACUCUCUCUCCAGAGAAAUUUGAAGAAAGCCACAGGAGAGACUCGUUUUUUUUCGCAGCUACGACACUGACAUCACGUCGUUCUCCAUUUUUCGCCUUUGUUCUGGUUGUUAAUAUUUUUGCAUCAUGGCUUGUGGUGCCACUUUGAAAAGGACUAUGGAUUUCGACCCGCUCAUGAGCCAGGCGUCCCCGAAAAGGAGGAGAUGCGCCCCAAUGUCCCCGUCAGCGUCCACUUCAUCCCCGCAGAAAUAUCUGCGUAUGGAGCCGUCUCCGUUCGGAGAGGUGUCGUCCAGACUCACAACAGAACAAAUCCUCUACAACAUAAAACAGGAGUAUAAGCGCAUGCAGAAGAGGAGGCACUUGGAGAGCAGCUUCCAGCAGACAGAAGCUUGCUGUUCCACUGAUACACAGCCUCCUGCCUCUGUUCUCGGUGGAUCCUCUGUGCCAGGCACAUCAUCAGGGCCAUUAUCGCCAGCUAAAAAAGAACAGCCUUUAUUUACUCUAAGACAAGUUGGAAUGAUUUGUGAACGAUUAUUGAAAGAGCGAGAAGACAAAGUUAGAGAGGAGUAUGAAGAGAUUUUGACAACAAAACUGGCAGAACAAUAUGAUGCAUUUGUGAAAUUUACACAUGACCAGCUAAUGCGGCGAUUUGGAGAACAACCCGCUAGUUAUGUCUCCUGAAAGAGACCCUGCUUGUAUUCUGCCAGUUCUCUUGAUUGCUGCAAGCUGGGUGUCGUUUGUUCAGACUCAGCAGUGCCAUAUUUCCCCUGUGGGCACACGCAGGCUGUUUCAAGCUUUUGUCAGUGGUAACCACUUUUUCUUCAGCAACUGGUUUUGAGGUGCUCCCUGAUGUUAAAAUGUGUAUAUGGACCUCUGCUACUAUUACUCUACCAGUGGCCUCCUGUAUUUAAUUUGCUGUAUAAAGAUUGAUUAGGCUUUUUUCAGAUUCUUCUUAUAAAAACAGCUGGCAUUCCUGAUAAUGCCCCUCAUUUGAUCUUGUGUAUGAUAAAAGCAGUGUAGAAUGCCAUGUCAUUUUGCAAAUCGAUCCUAUGUAUUUAGACUGGGAAAGGAAUGGGGGUUGGAGGACAAAUGGAUAAUUCCUUGUGUUGCAGGUGCCCGAUCUUAUUUUGGACUUGAAGGAUUAAGGAUGGGAUUUUUGUGUCCCAGGACAUUUAUGGGUUUCACAAUAGGUUAACAGAUUACAUUUUUUUGAUUAUUUAUUCUAGCAUACUUUUAACAUUUUUUAUUUUCUCUGCAUUUUUUUUUUCCACUGUAAUUGUUUUACUACCCAUGUAGCGUAAUGGACUUCAGUUGAAAUUAAAUGUUUACAUUUGA